This is a messenger RNA of Peronospora matthiolae, 3918 nucleotides long. NCBI's taxonomy places the organism in Eukaryota, Oomycota, Peronosporomycetes, Peronosporales, Peronosporaceae. The record is from the annotation of a GenBank genome assembly.
AUGUCCUCUGCUCAUGAUGCCACCACCAAGAUCUCCAUUGACAAGUUCGACGGCGACAACUACGCGACAUGGAGCCGCUACAUGCGUGGCGUGUUCCUGACUAAGUCGGCGUGGCACGCUGUGAACCGGGAGACCUCGCCGACCUACGCGGACGAUCGCGCCAUGGACGACUACGUCAAGGCCAACAACAUCGCUUUCGGACUGACGUUGCUGCACAUGGACGCAGACUACCAUCACAUCGUCGAUGACUGUGAAGAGGCGUGGGUCGCGUGGGCGCUUUUAAAGAUGCUGUACGGCGGGUCGCAGAAGGCUGGACGCAUCUACUUGAAGCGCCAGCUGUUCAGCAUGGAGAUGGAGGAAGGCGGCAAUGUGUUGCAUCAUUGCAACGAAGUCCUCAACAUCAGCGCGAAGCUCAGCAGCAUCGGCGCCAAGAUGGAGGACGAGGACGUGGCGAUCUGCUUGUUGCGCAGUCUGCCCAAGAGUUUCGAGAACGUGAUUCUCAAGUUGAAGAUGAACAGCGCAGAGCUUCGAUCGCGGGACGUCGUGAAAGUGCUCACGAACGAGCAUGUCAAGCGGCAAGGUGACAAGACGACAUCGGUGAAGACUGAAGACGCGGCCAAGGCGUUCAGUGCCGAGCGUGAACCUCGCCAGUGUACAUACUGCGGAAAAUUGGGGCACACGGCGGAGCGGUGCUGGACCAAGCAGAAGGACGAAAAUCAAGGUGGAGCUCGACGCGGUGGCAACAAUGCUCGUGGACGCGGAGCCAACAACGUUCAGUGGCGAACCAACAGCAACUACGACGACAACUACGAUCGAGUUGCGAUCGCGGCGGUCGACACCGGCGCAACGCACCACAUCGGCAGCGACAAGGCCAAGUUUGCAAGCCUGAAUGAGCGAGAGGAAGGCGAACUAUCAGUGGCUGAUGGCAGCAAGGCUGCGAUCAAGGGUGUGGGAACCAUCAUGGAACGGGUGGUUCUGCCCAAUGGUGACGAACGCGACAUCGAGAUCAAGGACGCACUGUUCGUACCAAGUAUGAGCAAGAAUCUGCUUUCGGUGCCACAGAUCAACAAGGGUGGCAGGUUCCAAGUCGUGUUCGAUGGGUCCAAGAUGCAAGCGAAGCGCAAGAAUUCCACACAAGUCGUGGCAACAGCGGAUCUCGUCGAUGGACUUUACUGGCUGUGGACUCCUCAACGAUCGGCAAAUGCAGCAACACGCAAUGGGACUAUCGACUUGCAUGCGCGCAUGGAUCAUGCACCCCUCGAAGUUCUGCGCAAGAUGGUGGCCACUGGCAUGAUCAAGGACGCCAAGGCACCUCUCGACUCGACUGGUCCAAGUGUGUGUCGCGGUUGCCAGCAAGGAAAGGUGGUCCAAAAACCAUUCCCAACCAACCGUGACAAACACCAAUAUGGUGUGUUCGAGUUGCUGCACUUUGACACCUGCGGGCCAAUGGAACAAGUCUCGAUCGGCGGCAGCAGAUACUUACUGCUUGUGGUUGACGAAGCCAGCGGUUGCAUGAAAGGCUUCUGUCUGCGGUCCAAGUCUGAGAGUGAAGACUGUAUCAAGAACCACAUUAUCAAGAUUCAAACUCAGUUCGGCACGAAGAUCAAGUUUGUUCGGCACGAUGGAGCGCAUGAGUUUGCGACCAACUCCAUCAAGACCUUCUACGAAGAUCAUGGUAUCGAGCAACAACAGAUCACGGUGCCGUAUGCACACCAGACCAACGGCACCGCAGAACGCGCGAUAAGGACCAUCGUCACGAUCGGACGCAGCUUGUUGCAUCAUGCAAAGCUGGAGAAGUGUUUCUGGGCUGAAGCGGCAAUGACGGCGAUCUACAUCAAGAACCGCCUGCCUUCACCCAAGAUCGACCACAAGACUCCGGUCAAGAUCGUGUACAAGUCGAAACCAAGUGUCAAGCACAUGCGCGUGUUUGGAUGUCGGGCGUUUAUCCUGACACCAAGGGAGAAGCGAUUGAAGUGGGACCCGAAGGCUCGUGAAGGGAUGUUCAUGGGCUACGAAGAAGCGUCAAAAGCUUAUCGAGUGUACGACAUUGAGGCGGGCCAAGUGGUGAUCAGUCGUGACAUCACCUUCGACGAAUCGACUUUUGACUUUUCGAUAGACCGACCAAGUGACGAUGAUGAAGAUGCGGAGUUGGACCUCGACCUCCUAGCGAUCAACGAGGACAACGUGCGUCAAACCGUCUACAAGCAGACUGGCAAGCGCAAGAGUGAAGCAAGACCCGGCAUGUCACGUUCAGCUCGCCCUCGAACUGGGUUGGAACAAGCAAGUGCGCCGGAACACGUCUCCAACCGUCACCAGAAACGACGAUCAAGUGCUCCAGAAACGAUGUCUGAUGACGAAGAAGAUGCGAGCGUCUACGAUCGAGAUGACGACUCGACGCCUCCAACAUUUUGGCUUGCAAGUGCAAACGCAGUGGAAGCAACGGGCCUAGCAGAACCUGUGACUUUUCAAGACGCGAUCAAUGGUCCUGAUCAAGCUCAAUGGCGAAAUGCUGUGAAGGCGGAACUCAAGUCGAUGCAUCUUCGUGGAGUUUUCCGUGCGACAAAACUGCCAAGAGGCCAAGGCGCGAUCGGCACCAAGUGGGUGUUCAAGAUCAAGCGCAAAGCGGAUGGAUCGGUCGAGAAAUACAAGGCGCGUCUCGUUGCUAAGGGCUUCAAGCAGAAGUACGGCAUCGACUACACAGAGACGUUCUCGCCCGUGGUCAAGUACGUGACACUGCGUAUGGUGAUCGCGAUCACCAAGUAUUUCGACUGGCCACUGGACCAACUCGAUGUGGUGACAACCUUUCUCUACGGAGUGAUGAAGGAGAAGGUGUACUGCGUGAUACCAGAAGGCGUCGAGAUAGAUGGCGACUUCGACUAUCUCGAGUUGGUGAAGGCGAUCUACGGUCUCAAGCAAGCUUCACGUGCGUGGAACGAGACUUUCGACGAGUUCGUAUGCUCUAUCGGUUUCGAAGCGUCGGCGUUCGACCCAUGUCUCUACAUCAAGGUUGUCGACGGUCACUGUGUGCUCGUGCUGGUCUACGUGGAUGACGUGUUGGUCACCGGCAGCUCGCUCGAGUUGAUUGCGCAGACGAAGGCCGACCUCAAGACGCGUUUCGAGGUGACCGAAAGUGGCAAGUGUACUUUUGUACUGGGCAUCGAACUGGUGGACGAAUCGGAUGGCAGCGUGGCGAUGUGCCAGCGACGGUAUGUCAACGACAUCCUCAAGCGCUUCGGCAUGGAUGAGUGCAAGGCCACAGCAAAUCCGGUCGACUUGAGCACUCGGCUUGUCGCAAGCAGCGAAGCGGCCAAGAUCGACGUUCCGUUUCGUGAAGCUGUGGGAGCUUUGAUGCACUUGACGACUGCGACGCGCCCGGACAUCGCGUAUGGUGUGGGGUACGUCUCGCGCUUCAUGGAGAAUCCGCAGCAAGAACAUUGGACGGCGGUGAAGCGCAUCUUUCGUUACUUGCAAGGGACCAAGUCGCACGGACUCCGCUUCCAGCCAAGCGACAAGAUCGACUUUCGUGGCUACUCGGACGCGGACUGGGCCGGCGACCACGCUGAUCGCAAGUCGACUUCGGGUUACACUUUCAUGCUGAUGGGUGCUCCUGAAGGCAAGUGGGUGCUUCGCCUGCUAUGCGAGAUUUUGGCGGCCGCAAACGAACCAGGACCGGACCUCGUCAUCCGUGAAGACAACCAGUCAUGCAUCAAGAUGACGAAGAAUCCGGUGAAUCAUGGUCGCGCCAAGCUCAUCGACAUCAAGUACCAUCACAUCCGUGAUGAGGUCAAGCGCGGUGAAGUGCAGCUCGAGUGUUGCGAAACUUCCGUGAUGAUGGCUGACAUCAUGACCAAGAGACUUUCGGGACCUCGUCACAAGGACUUGACGAUGGCUCUCGGCAUUCGUAUGAGUUCGGAUUGA